AUGGAUCAGCCGUCCCAGGAACACCCCGGUGCUCUGCGCGAGGACGGCCACGCAUCUGCGGAACGCGAGGCACGCAUUCUAACGUGGAAUAUCAAUGGGCUGAGGAAGGUGGCCGCGAGUCACGGAGGGGUGCAGCAGCUGUUGGACCAGUUCAACGCGGACAUCGUUUGCUUCCAAGAGAUCAAGAUUACGAGGGCCGGUCUAGUUGAGCACGAGUUGGCGCGGGCGCAGGGUUACCACGGCUUCUUCAACCACUGCAAGCUGCCCCGAAAGGUGUCAUACUCCGGCGUUGCGACCUUCGUCCGAUCGGAGUCCGGGCUGAAGACCUUGGCGUCGACGACGUCGCUCGGAGACUCGGCGUUUUUCGGCUCUCCCGGGAGCUUUGUCGGGGAGCGAAGGCUAAGCCCGGACAGACUAGCGGCGCUGGAUUCUGAGGGGCGGGUGCUGGUGACGGACCAUGGGCACUUCGUGCUCUUCAAUGUGUACGCUCCGUGCGUCAGCUCCAGCUCCGACGACGAGAAGGAGAAGACGGAAGAUCGCCGGGCCUUUAAGCGAGAUUUCUUGGCCACGCUGGAAGCGCGCAUCUUCGAGAUCCGAAGCCGUGGGCGAGGAGUCGUGCUGGUGGGCGAUUUGAACGCCUGCGCUAGUCAGCUGGACCACGGCUUCACCAUGACGGAUUCCGAGUUCUACGCCUCCAACUGGUCCAAGUGGAUCCGGGGGAUGCUGGGGUUGGGCUCGCCGGAGCCGCCGAGGCUAGUGGACUGCUUCCGGCAUCUUCACCCGGACCGCAAGAGCGCCUUCACAUGUUGGAACACCCAGACAGGGGCGCGUGACAACAACUAUGGCACGCGCAUUGACUACAUCAUCGCGGGGACGGACUUCGCAGACCGAGCUCUCCGGGCAUGCGACAUCAUGCCGGACUUUCUGGGAUCGGAUCACUGCCCCGUGCGCGCGAGGUUCGCGUUCCCUUUGGCGGCGGGGUUGGCGGCGGAUGCCCCGGGCGAGAGCGAAGGCGACGAAAUCGCAAGAAGCCGGUCUGCGAGCGAAUGGCCGGAGCACCCGCCCGAGUGCUCCUGCUUUUACCCAGAGCUGACGGCGAAGCAGGAGAAGCUCGCCAAGUAUUUCGUGGCCGGCGGCCAGAAUGAAGAGUCUGCCGUGGGUACCGAAGGGAAGGGGGCUGAUGGCAGGUUGGUAAGAGACGGGAACGGCGCCAGGGAGAGCGGCGCUACGCGGCCUGCCGCGGGCGGCGGAAAGGGCGUGGCCGCGUUCAUGAGGGCUUUGCCGGGUGCAGGCGUAACGGGGAAAGACGGUGCCAGUGUUGCUGGAAGUUUGAUGAUGCGCGGGAAGAAAGUAGGGUCUGUGGGCCGUACAUCGAGCACUAGCAGCAGCGGCGGCGGUAGCUUGACGGCACGGCGGCCUGGCUCCGGUGGGUCUCGUCAGAGCAAGCUUGCGUUCGGGCCCGCGGCAAAUGGUAAUGUUUCGACCUCCGCGGGCGCCACCAGUCGGGAAGCGACUGCGGGCGGCAAUGGCGCGGGGUCGGGGACUAGUAGAAGAGCUGAAGGCACCGUGCCUUUACGCACGUGCAACCAGCGAGGUGGUGGUGGUGGUGGUGGUGGUGGUGCACAGACCUCUCAGGCGAUUCAACCACCCCGUUCGAGGGUUCACGCAUCGGGUGGGGGGCACGACACAGCAGGGGCCGGUGGGGGGUCAGGCAGCGUUAGCACGAUUGGUAGUUGCAGACUAAGCAACCCUGGCGGUGAAGGCGGGGUCGAAACAGGGCCAGGCGAGGGGCCGAACGGGGGUGGUGGUAGUCGGGACAGCGCGGAGGCGUGGAAGGCCAUUUUCGGACGGAAGAAGAGCGCACCGACCUGCGAGCACGGGGAGCCGUCCAUCCAGCGGACCGUUCUUAAGCCCGGUCCAAACCACAACAGGAGGUUCUACACUUGCGCUCGUUCGGCGGGUAACUGGCCGACGGACCGAAACGCUCGUUGCACUUUUUUUCAGUGGCGAAGGGACGGGGUUAGGGGUUACAAGGACAAACCUCCCCGCGCUGAGGGCGGUACGAAUAGUAAUAAAAAACGACGCACGUGAAGAACCGACCUGCUGUCUAUGCAUACCGUUGAAGGUAGGAUUUUGACUCGCGAACGUUUUGCUUCGUUCCUGCUGCUGACCUGAAUCCCUUCUGGGUGUCCACACUCUGUUCUACAUACGAGUGCUUCGAUGCGCCAUUUCGAACGAAAGGGGGCGCGUAAAAAGGCAAAGAAAACAAGAAACAUGCCGAACACACAGCUUUGUACUGAGCUGAGAGUUGAACGAUGUUUUUGCGCUAUUGGUUGCUCUUGUUGUGUUGAGUGUAUCAUAGUGGUCGCACGACACUGAUGCAGGUAGUCUACAGU
Ectocarpus siliculosus is the source of this 2396-nucleotide messenger RNA. The record is from the annotation of a GenBank genome assembly. Lineage: Eukaryota; Phaeophyceae; Ectocarpales; Ectocarpaceae.